Messenger RNA from Prorocentrum cordatum, 1281 nucleotides. The record is from the annotation of a GenBank genome assembly. Lineage: Eukaryota; Dinophyceae; Prorocentrales; Prorocentraceae.
AUGCCCAGACGACCGGCCUGGCGCUGCCCGAGCCUGAGCCGAGAGCAGAGGCCGCGGGCGCCGUCAUUCGCACGGGGGGGCCGCCGUUCAUGUUCCAGACGGCCGCGCGUCGGAACUCGAGGAGAUGCAGGGCGCCCACGAGGGGCUCCAGGCCGAGAGCGCGGCCUUGCGGCGGGCGCUGGACACUGCGCGGGAGUCCCAGGAGCCGAGGGGCCAAAGGAGCUGGAGGCCUCGCUCCGCGGGCAGCUCCUCGAAGCGCGGGCCGCGGGCGCGCGGCAGGCCGCGGAGCUCGAGGAGCUGCGCGGACGCCUGAGCCAGGCCGAGCAGCACGCGGGCGGAGAGAGCGGCAGGUUGGACUCGCACCUCGGGAGCUUGAGGGCCGAGAUGGACACGCUGAGCGGGGAGGUGGAGAGGUUGCGCUGCGAGGGUGCGGUGCUGCAGGACGAGAACGACGUGCUGAAGCGCGAGCACGCCGCCGUGGUGGCCGAGCGCAGGGCUCUCGGUGACAUGCUGGAGGAGGCGCUGAGGCUCAGGGUCGCCGACGCGGCGCGCCUGGACGCGUCCGUGGAGGAGGCCCGCCGUGUGGCCGCGGAGGCCCACCGCGCGGAGCUGGACAGGCAGGCCGCCGAGCUGGACGCCGCGAGGGGCCUCGCGAGGGAGCUCGGCCUGAAAGUCGAGCGGCUGGAGGCGGCGCUGAAGGGCGACGCGGCAGCCUUGCGUGAGCGGAAGGACCAUAUCGAGGAGGAGCCAGACUAUGUCAUGCAGCGCCGCGAGUCGGAGAGCAGCUUGGAGCAUGCCGCGGGCGCCCACAAGACGCUUCAGCGAGAGGUCGAGCUGCUGAGGGGCCAGCUGCUCUCGCAGUCGUACGAGGCCUUCCAGUCGCGGCGUAAGGCGGAGGAGGACAAGCAGCGGCUGAUUGGCGCGAAGCUGGUAGAUGCCAUCAAUCAGAGGGUGCAGCUGCACAUCUGUGUGCCGAAGACCUCCGUGACAUACAACAACGCCCCGCCCUUCGUCGCGAACGUGGCGGACGGCCUGAGCCCAGAGCGGAUUAAGCAGUUUUUGGAGCGCGAGGUGUUCCCGCACUUUGAGCCGCUUUGGGCGCGGUUGGACGGCCUGGAUCUCGGCCCCGACGAUUCGAGCAAGAAGACGUACUCCAGGAAAAUGCUCGGCCGGCUGACAGACGCAGUGCAGGCCUACAUCCGCAAGGCCCAGCUCUCCCCCGCCGAUGCCUCCCAGAUCGACGAGGGCGGGUCGGUGAUGGGGCGAUCGGCAACAUGCUGA